This is a messenger RNA of Brugia malayi, 1476 nucleotides long. RefSeq lists its product as uncharacterized. Bases 1 to 1476 code for a protein of 491 amino acids. The record is from RefSeq and is a predicted model, not a curated record. Gene Ontology annotation, cellular component: ubiquitin ligase complex; PcG protein complex. Gene Ontology annotation, molecular function: ubiquitin protein ligase activity; chromatin binding. The transcript has 12 exons. Lineage: Eukaryota; Metazoa; Nematoda; Chromadorea; Rhabditida; Onchocercidae.
AUGAAUAACGGCAAUGUACCGGAUACAGUAACUGGUGGUAAAACUCUUGAACUCACCGAAUAUGAUCGGUUCCGACGUCCACACAAAGCCAUUUCGGAUUCGACAGAAAUACGAAUCAGUACACGGAUGCUUUCAUCCGAACUCUGUUGUCCAAUAUGCCUAGAUUUGUUGACAACAACGAUGACGACAAAAGAAUGCUUGCAUCGAUUUUGCAGCGAAUGUAUCACAACUGCGUUACUCCGAGGCAAUAAGGAAUGUCCUACGUGUCGGAAAAAAUUAGUGUCUAAACGGUCGCUUCGUCCUGAUCCGAACUUUGAUGCCUUAAUUAAUAAGAUUUGGCCGGAUCGGCAAAUUUAUGAACAAAUGCAACAGAAAGCAAUGGAAAUGUUUCAUCAACAAAGCAACGUAGAGGCACUGCAAAAGAGUAUUGAAGCAGGCAUGAAAGCGCAAGCUGCUAAUCGUCGCCAACGUGUUCAGGGCUCAUACGACUACGAAAAAAGGAAACGGCGUCCUCGUAGUGAUGUUCAUGACCGUUCAUAUAAUAAUUCUCCUGACAGUAAUUCACCGGAAGGCAGUGGUGAAGGCGAUGAGAAUGAUUUGCAUACAAGACACGACGAAUCGGUUUCUGGAGCACCCACCUCUACUAGCAGUAUUGCUAACCUUGUUAGUGCUGCUAAUGGUACGGUCAGUUCACGAGCCCACUCUCACCGAGAUAUUUCAAGCAGCGGUACAGAUUCAGAUUCACUCUCUUCGACCACUGAUACUUCUGACACUACGGACACUUCUGACUCAUCAAGCAGCAUUUCAGCUCCCACGCGACCAAAUUCUAUUGCAAAUUUGGACGGUCACCCUCUUGUUCCACCGCUUAAUGCAUGUACACUAAAAGAUCGCAUGCACAAAUGGCUUGCUGAAAAUCCGUCCUCACCUUUAACUCCCGAUGAAGGGAUGGGUGAACAACUAGAAAGACGACUCGAUGAAGAUAUUGACUUUGCGGUUACACGUACAGAUGGUGAAUUCAUUGAGAUUGAAGCCGAAUUGUUACCUGCAAAAUCACUAUUCAAGCGACCAAGCGUAGCUUCAUCGUUAUUGAAUCGACGUUACAUUCGAACAAGAGAGGAUACUACUAUGGAGCACCUUGGUGAAUUCCUAUACCAAGUAUGCAGUGCAGAAUAUCGAGAAGGUCAGCAGAAAAAUUCAUCUGAGGGAUCAAAGGAUUUUUCCGUUGAAAAUACUAUUACUUCCUCUCCAGUGCAAAAGUCGUCUGCAAAUGCUGUACAACGGCCCGAGCAUUUCUAUGUCUAUAGUCGCGUUGGCGGCCGAAGUGUGAAUAAAAUAUUCGGCAAUGAGACGGUUUUAUCGGCAUUACAUACUCAAAGACGCGGGGAUCAUUUGAUGAUAUUUUUUGAUAUUGCACCUUUGGAUUUGCAUAGCAAAUCUGUGCUUGAAGAAGUUGUUUAUGACGAUUAUUUGAAGUAG